Pestalotiopsis fici W106-1 is the source of this 966-nucleotide messenger RNA. RefSeq lists its product as uncharacterized. Gene Ontology annotation, molecular function: beta-glucosidase activity. The record is from RefSeq and is a predicted model, not a curated record. Gene Ontology annotation, biological process: glucan catabolic process. The coding region runs from base 1 to 966 and encodes 321 amino acids. Lineage: Eukaryota; Fungi; Ascomycota; Sordariomycetes; Amphisphaeriales; Sporocadaceae. The transcript is spliced from 2 exons.
AUGAGACCGAGCACAUUACUUCGUGCACUGUCCGUGCUUCCCGUAGCAGUCGGUUUCCAGACUGCAACAAACUCGUCUUACCCUACGCUACUAUCGGAUGGAACCGUGGAUCUUGGCGACUACUCUACCGCUUAUGAAAAAGCCAAGUCGUUUGUAGCUGGCCUGACCAAUGAACAAAAGGUACAGAUUAUCACCGGCCAGAGUUUUGAGGGAAACCAGAGCUGGGCCGCGUACCAAAAGAAAGAUGGCGUUGUUGGCGUCAACAUGCAACUUUUCGUCUCGGCUUUUUCGAUGAUCAAUGCCGCGACAAUGACCUGGAAUCCCGACCUGGUUGAGGCUCAGUUCAGGGCGACCGGCGAUGAAUUCUAUCAGAUGGGAUUCAACCUCAUCAUGAGCCCCGUCGCUAGCCCUCUAGGACGCGAUCCGUAUGGCGGAAGGCUUCCCGAAGCGUUUUCACUCGAUCCAUACUUGUCCGGAAUACUCAUGGGAAGAGCUACUAUUGGGAUGAAUUCCGCAGGCGUCAUUAAAACUGGUCGUCACAUUCUUUUGAAUGAGCAGGAAACUAAUCGCUCCAAUGGAGGCUAUUCGGCGAAUGCCGACGAUAAAACGAUUCGCGAGGUUUAUCUGUGGCCGUUUGCAGAUGCCGUCAAAGCAGGAAUGUUGGCCGUCAUGUGUGGGAUGAACCGUGUAAACGGGUUUCUCUCGUGCGAAAACAGCCAACUGUUGAACGGGUAUCUUAAAACGAGCAUAGGCUUCCCGGGCAUGGUACUGCCAGACGUCAGCUCACAAGCCACCUCGUACGGGUCUGCUAAUGCGGGACUUGAUAACGGAUCAGGGCAACUUUGGAGUGAGCAGAUUAUGCUCGCAGGUAUCCCAAAUGGAAGCCUAUCUCAAGCUCGACUAGACGACAUGGCCGUCCGGAACGUGAUUGGGUACUACGCUAUGAACCUCGACAAUGGCCAAUAA